GGUUCGGCGCCGACGCCGGGGUACGUGGGGGCCUCGCGCCGGGGCGUAUAAGUUGGCGUGGCAGCCGCGUGUACUUGCCUACUGGUCCUCCGCCGCCCCCCGGCGACCUCUCUGCUCACGCGGUGGCGCCACCCCGCAAGUACAAAGGGAAAGCUACCCGCCCGCCCUCCGACCCAACUCAGCUCAGCUUCAAAAGGGGACUGUAUUUUCGCUCUCUGGUCCUCCCCUCUGUCUCUGUCUCUGUUCAUGCAGUGUCCCUCCCUCUCACCCGCUUCUUCUUCCUUCUCUUCUCUGCCGAGUUCUAAUUCUUGCGGCUGCAGCUUCUGUACUCAUUUCUUCUCUUCUCGAUUGCAAUCGCAAAGGCUUCAGUUGAGGUUAUUUGGUUUGGGUCAGCCAACGUCGAUAGCCAAGUUGUUGCAAGCAUUUGCUGUCCACUGACAUUAUUCCCCUUUCGUUUUCAACCAAAUCUUCGGUGGUCCUGUCCUGUCUUUGACAUUCAGGAAGGGCAUUUUCAGAUUGAGCUAGUUCAGCCGAGGCGUUUCUCAACCAAAGAUGGCCUCCUUUUUCACUUGAUUUGUUUGGACUUGGUUCCCGGCUCCGUUAAGUGGAGCUCUGUUCCGCCAUUGUUCGAUCGCGUUUGCUGGUUGGCUGCCUCGGCCAUGGAUCCCUUCCACGGCAUUGUGAAGGAGGAGGAUUUCGAGUUCGAUUUCGACUACACCGGCGCUUCGGCCGGGGGCGCGCCGCCGGGUGCGCUGGCAGCGUCUUCGUGGGCCGUCGCCGCGCCGGAGCUGCCCCGGCCGAUGGAAGGUCUCGGCGAGGUGGGGCCCACUCCGUUCUUGACCAAGACCUACGACGUCGUGGACGAUCCCAACACCGACACCGUCGUCUCCUGGGGGUUCGCCGGCAACAGCUUCGUCGUCUGGGACGCCAACGCCUUCGCCAACGUCAUCCUCCCGCGCUACUUCAAGCACAGCAACUUCUCGAGCUUCGUCCGCCAGCUCAACACCUACGGGUUCAGGAAGGUUGACCCGGACAGGUGGGAGUUCGCGAACGAGGGGUUCCUGCGGGGCCAGAGGGAGCUCCUCAAGACGAUCAAGCGCCGGCGCCCGCCGUUGAGCCCGUCGUCGCAGCAGGGUCAGGCGCAGGACGCGUGCUUGGAGGUGGGGCAGUUCGGGCGCGAGGGCGAGGUGCACCGGCUGCAGCGCGACAAGGGGAUCCUGCUCGCGGAGGUGGUGAAGCUGCGGCAGGAGCAGCAGGCGACGCGCGCGCAGAUGCAGGCCAUGGAGGAGCGCAUCACCACGGCGGAGCAGAAGCAGCAGCAUAUGACCGUGUUCCUGGCGCGCGCCUUGAAGAACCCGAGCUUCCUCCGGAUGCUGGUCGACCGGCAGGGCCUGGGCGGCCGCCAGAGGGAGCUCGAGGACGCGCUCUCGAAGAAGCGCCACCGCCCCAUCGAGUACCUCCGACGCGACGGCGAGAGCAGCGGCAGUGCCGCCACGGAGGCGGCGGUGGGCGACUACAUUUCCGGCCUUCCGGCCGGCGCCAACGGCGUGGCGGUGGCGGACGAUGGCAAGGGCCGUCGGGACGGGACCGGCGGCGGCGAGGACACAGAGAGCUUCUGGGUGGAGCUGCUGAGCCUCGGCCUGGAGGAGAAGCACCGGGAGGGCGGCGGUGGCGGCGAGGUGAACGGCAGCGGCUCUGACGUGGACAACGACGUGGACGACGACGUGGAGGUGCUCGUGCAGAGCAUCUACCACCUGAACCCGAACCCGGGCAGCCCCAGCGGCAAAUGAAAGUUCCAGAACAUUCCACUUCCAGAACCACUAUGGAAGCAUCCAGUGCCCAGUGGGCACUGCAAGUAGGGGCUUUAGUUUAUAUCCGGCGCCUGACUUUCUGUCGCGGGCUGCGCAAGUGGCGAAAGCUGCGGUUGGCCGGUUGCCAAGGAAUGUUCAGGAAGCUCGGCCAGGGCUACGAAGCUUCUCGAAGUAGGAGGAACAGGGCUGCUGGCCUACUAUCAGUAGCAAGUACAUUCCGACUAGAUUCGGAUGAAGCAAAGGCACUUUACAAAUGAGGGUGAUGGUGCCAUUAAGUAGCACGACAAGCUCUUUUCUUGGAAGUGCAUAUCCCUUGGAAGUAACUAACGUUGUCUGUCUGAA
Panicum hallii is the source of this 2153-nucleotide messenger RNA. RefSeq names its product heat stress transcription factor A-2a-like. The coding region runs from base 660 to 1790 and encodes 376 amino acids. Gene Ontology annotation, biological process: regulation of transcription by RNA polymerase II. The record is from RefSeq and is a predicted model, not a curated record. Lineage: Eukaryota; Viridiplantae; Streptophyta; Magnoliopsida; Poales; Poaceae. Gene Ontology annotation, molecular function: RNA polymerase II cis-regulatory region sequence-specific DNA binding; DNA-binding transcription factor activity. The transcript has 2 exons. Gene Ontology annotation, cellular component: nucleus.